Messenger RNA from Pseudonaja textilis, 1856 nucleotides. The record is from RefSeq and is a predicted model, not a curated record. Lineage: Eukaryota; Metazoa; Chordata; Lepidosauria; Squamata; Elapidae.
AUGGUUUCAAAUGAAGCUCAUCAACAUACUGGCAUUGUUGAAUUACUUCUGUAUUUUAGCUGGAAAUGGGUUGGAUUUCUUGCUGUGGAUAAUGAAAGCGGAGAGAUAUUUCUGCAGAAACUCCAGCUUCUUUUUUCCCAAAGAGGAAACUGUUAUGCUUUCUCAGAAAGAAUCCCCAAAGCCACUUAUAUAGAGGAAUAUAUCGACAUGAUGCAAAAGUGGAUUCGCAUCCAUCAAAUUAUAAUCAAAAGCAAAGCCAAUGCUGUUGUUGUCUAUGGAGAAAUAUUCUCCAUGUUUUCUUUACAAACAUUAAUUGGAUUAGGUGAACUACAAAAUAAGACUCAUUAUUCCACGGGCAAGGUGUGGAUUAUGACUGCUCAGCUGGAUUUUGCAUCCACGUCCUAUCAUAUGAGGCAGGAUAUUCAUGCUUUCCAUGGUUCCAUAAGUUUCACAGUUCCUUCGGGUGAGGUUCAAGGGUUCAAAUCCUUUCUCCAACAAAGAGAUAUUUUUCAAACCAAUGAAGACAGUUUUCUGGAGCACUUCUGGACACAAACAUUUAGAUGUUUAUUUCCAGAUUCCAAGAUGGCGAAACAUAACAGCGAAGCCUGCAGCGGACAAGAGAAACUGGAGAACCUUCCUUCCUUGGCCUUUGAAAUGAGCAUGACUGGCCACAGCUACAGUGUCUACAAUGCUGUCUAUGUUGUGGCACAUGCUUUACAUGCCUUGUACCAGUCCAAGUCCAAACACAGAGCAGUAAUGGAAAGGGAGAAACUGAAGUUUCAGGAUCUGCAUGCUUGGCAGCUGCAUCCCUUUCUUCAGUGGGUGACAUUUAACAACAGUGCCAGAGAAACAGUGUUUUUGGGGAAGCACAAAGAGUUAAAUACUGGAUUUGAUAUCACCAACUUAGUCAUUUUUCCAAAUAAUUCCUUUAUGAGAGUCAAGAUUGGAAGAGUUGAUGUGAUGGCUUCCCCAGGCAAGAGAGUGACGAUUGAUGAGAAGAAAGUGGUGUGGCACCAUAGCUUUCACCAGGUACCACCUGUUUCUGUAUGUAACCCAAACUGCCUUCCUGGUUCCAGCAAAAAGAAGAAGGAAGGGGCAAAAUUUUGCUGCUAUGAUUGUUCUCCAUGUCCUCUAGGCAAGGUUUCACCUGAGAAGGACAUGGAUGUAUGUACCAUGUGUCCAGAAGAUCACUAUCCAAACAAGAAUAAAUCUCAUUGUAUUCCGAAGACAAUCAACUACCUCUCAUUGAAAGAACCUCUGGGGAUAAGCUUAUCUUUUUUUGCUGUUUUAUUUUCUCUGCUCACAGUCCAGGUCCUGGUCAUCUUCAUUAAGCAUCAGGACACACCAAUUGUCCGGGCCAACAACCGGGAUCUGACCUAUGCUCUCCUCUUCUCCCUCCUGCUCUGCUUUCUCUGCUCCUUCCUUUUCCUCAGCCCACCCAGAAAAGUGACCUGUCUCCUCCGGCAAGUGGCUUUUGGAUCCAUUUUCACCCUAACUGUUUCCUGCAUCUUGGCCAAAACCAUCACUGUGGUUCUUGCCUUCAUGGCCACCAAACCAGGAUCCAGAAUGAGGAAAUGGAUGGGCAAGAGACUGGCCAUUUCCAUUGUGUUUUAUUGUUCUCUUUUCCAAAUAGGCCUUUGUAUUUUAUGGUUGGGAAUCUCCCCACCAUUCUUGAAUCAAGACACGCAGUCCAUUUUUGGAGAAAUAAUACUUGAAUGCAAUGAAGGAUCAGCCAUCAUGUUUUACUGUAUGUUAGGUUACAUGGGCUUUCUAGCUACAAUCAGCUUUGUUGUAGCCUUUUUAGCUAGGAAAUUGCCUGACAGUUUUAAUGAGGCCAAAUUCAUCACCUUCAGCAU